UGUAGUUUGUUUACUAGGGCAUGUAUGUAACGUUUUUACAUUGAACACCAUUGUAGAUACACCAAAUCUAGUUUUUGUGAGUUUAGUUUCACACAGCUAAAGCUAAGGGAGGGUGCUAAGUUAGCUGGGCGAGGAUAGCUUAGACAACUGGCAGUAGCUCGUUAGCUAACUUGUAAGAGAGUGGUGAGUCCAAAAGAAAAGCCUUUUAUGAGUUUUCAUUUUGCAAUAGUGUUGUGUUAAGACCCAAGUUACUUGUGGCGCAUAAUGCAUUAGGGCGCGACCACGCUGUACACGUUUUGUCUCCUUUUGCGCAUCCUGUACGUUAAAUGCGGUAACGUUAGCUAGCAGGUGGGCUAAAGAAAGCUUCAUAUCUGAAGCUUCAUUUGUUUUGUUCGGUCAGCUAGCAAGGCUAUCUUUGUUGGCUUUUAAUGGGGGGAGAGAGUGUGCUUUCCUGGUCAAGUAAAGCCAGUAAAAUACAAUUGUAUGCGGAAUGUUGUGCUGCAGCGAAAGUCCUAUUGCAUAGCUAACUUACCGGAUACUUGAAGUAAAAUAGAUAGACCAUCUAGUGCUGUUAACAUACCCAGGCACCAUCAGUGCAGAAACUUGGAGGGUUGGUUAUAGUAAAAGCGGCUGAUAAUAUGCUCUCAGCCAGCUUGCAUGUCAUGCCAACCCGCGGACUUAGUGUUGCCUUUGAGGCCCUCUAACCUAACUAACGUUAGAAGUAAUGGGAAGUGUGCUUUUGGUGAAACAGACCUGUUUUACAUGACAAGGUACCCACAUUCUGCAGCCGAGCAGCAAGCCCCAGGAUGAGGAGAGGACAGUAGGUGCCCUGCCUAGCAUGGCCGCGUCCCGCUCCUCGCGCGUCACCAGGUCAUCCGUGGGGAUCAAUGGACUGGACGAGAACUUCUGCGGCCGCACGCUCAGGAACCGCAGCAUCGCCCAACCGGACGACGUUUCGCCGCCCCCAGCACCCCGAGCCCGCUCCCCGAAGAAGCGGCAGGACGGGGACAAGCCCCAGACCGGUCAUGGAGAGGCCUGGAGCGGGGGUGGCGGCGGUGCUGGUGCAGGCUCUGGCAGGAAACGAGGCCUCUCCUGCUCCGAGAAGGAGGAGUCGGAGCGGCCAGAGAACUGCGAACGACUGCGGUUGGCAGCAGCGGCAGACACAUCGGCAGAGGGCUCCCCGGCCCUGAAGAAGCCCAAACGCUGCACUCGCUCAGGAGAGACAGGGGUGGGGGGAGAAGAAGAGACCCCCACCCCUGCCGUAGACGGACCCUCGCCAGAGAGCCCCAUGCCCCACUCCCCCCAAACGGACAAAGACAAAGAUGAGUGUCCCAGCAGGGGGGCGCCCAUCUCCUCCCUGCCUCCCCCGAGCCUCUGCCCAGAGGAGCAGCAGGAAGAGGAGGUGGAGAGAGGAGGGACUGAUGCAGUGAUGGUGGCACUGGUGGAGGAGGAGAGGGCACCCUCCCCCGCACCAUCCCCACCACCUCCCCAGCCCAAGGAGGCCCACAAGGCCACUAAUGGGCUGGGGGAGAUCCACAGGGAGGAGGCUCCCUUGCCGGACGGUCUGCCUGCUCAAGCCCUCCCCCCUCCAUCACCCUCGUCCACGUUUCCUACGCCAGCCCUCAGCACCCCCGCGCUGCUCAACGGCAGCCAGGUGCUGAGCCCCUCCUCUCCAGAGCCCCUAGUGCCUUGCAGAAGCCUCAUCUCUGAGCAGACGGAGCCCCCCUGCUCCUCGACCUCCUCUUCCUCCUCCCUCUCCCUCUCCGUCACCCAGUUGCCCAAUGUGGAGAGCAACGGCUCGGACGAGGUCUCCUGCAGCCAGACCCCAACCCUCAGGGAGCCCGAGCUGGAGGUGGUGGAGGUGGACGUGGUGGGAGAGGAGGGGGGCGAGGUGGUGCCCUGCCCGGCUCAGGACGAGCUCACAUUUCCCGUGCAGGAGGAGCUGGAGCCCAGGGAGGUGGGGGUGGUGGACGGUCAGGUCAGCGCCACCAAUGGUGGUCUGUUGUCUGCGGCCACAGAGCUGCCUGAUGCCUCCGAUGAGGAGGACAGUGGCGGUGGUGGUGGCGGCAAUGGGGACUUGCAUAUCUCAGGAGAUACAAUGACGAUGAAGAUGAUGUCCGGCUCGGGCUUGUGUUCUGCACCCGCCUCAGAGCCCCCCUCCUUCACAGAGCCGCACGAACACCGAUACGCCCUGAGGACUUCGCCUCGCCGCGCUGCCUGCCGGCCCAGCUCCCCUCACAGAGACAGAGACGAUCCCCCUGCCCCAUUCCCAUUCCCAUUCCCAGUCCCGACCCCCACCCUGACCCCCAUCACACCCAUACCUACCACGCUCCACCUGGAGUCGCCAUCUCGCUGCCUCAAACUGGAGGCGGUGCCCCCUGGUGGCCUGGAGGCCUCCUGCAGGCCGGGCGGUGAACUCUCGGAGCCCACGGGGGCCAAAGUGUGCCCGGAGGCAGCGGUGGUGUUGGACAGCAGAGCGCCCCGCUCCACCAAAGACUUGGCUGCCGAGGAAGAGGAUGAGGAAGAGGAGCCAGACGUCUACUACUUUGAGUCGGACCACCUGGCUCUGAAACACAACAAAGAUUACCAGAGGCUGCUGCAGACCAUCAGUGUGCUGGAGGCCCAGAGGACUCGAGCCAUUCUGGACCUGGAGGCCCUGUCCCGCCACCAGAAGGAGGCAUUGACAGACCCCAUUGGCUUCGUGGAGCAUCUGCAGAAACAGGUGGCGUUGGGGCUGCCCUGUCCCCAGAGAGUGGUCCAGCUCCCAGAAAUUGCAUGGGACCAAUACACCUCAGGCGUCGGGGACUUUGAAAGGGAGUUUUGCGACAAGAAGCGCAAAACCAGGCAGUUGAAGCUUAUAUACGAGAAAGUGGGUUUACCCAUCCGACCAAAAAGUCCUUUGGAUUCCAAGAAGGAGAGCGACUCGGCUGGGCUUUACUCGUCUUUGCCCUCCAGUGACGCUCCGGAACAUAGCCUCUCCAGCAGCAGGUCACAGAUGAUCAGAGGGAGAGUGUGUCAUCAGAAUAAACCUGACUCCUUCAACCAGCUGUGGACCAUAGAGGAACAGAAAAAGCUGGAGCAGCUGCUGGUGACGUUUCCACCGGAGGAGGUUGAGGCAAAGCGGUGGCAGAAGAUUGCGGACGGGCUGGGCAACCGAACAGCCAAACAGGUCGCCAGCAGAGUGCAGAAAUAUUUCAUCAAACUGACGAAGGCCGGCAUCCCUGUACCCGGGAGAACACCCAACCUAUGCAUGUACAGCAAGAAGGCCUCCAGCAAGAGACACCACCACCUGAACAAGCACCUGUACCGACCCUCCACCUUCCUGACCUCCUACGAGCCACCUGUCUACAUGGAUGAUGAGGACGAGCGCUCCAGCUUCAACAGCCUGCAGGACCCCACAGCCGAUGACUCAGAUGAGGAUGGCGUACCGGUGGAGUUCCGGAACCUGCCGGAGUAUAAGGAGCUUAUGGACCUGAAGCGUCUGAAGAAGCAGAAGCUGCAGGACAUCCAGGUGGAGAGCGCCGCGGUGCAGCACAUGGGCUUCAAGUGCGACGUGUGUGGCAUGGAUCCCAUCCAGGGGGUGAGGUGGCACUGCCAGGACUGCGCGCCGGACUGUACCGUGGACUUCUGUGGAAACUGUUCAGAUUGUGUGUACAAAACAGAGACCCAUAAGCCCACCCACCGGCUGGAGCCAGUCUACCAGGCCGAGAGCUUCCUGGACAGAGACUACUGCCUGCCGCACAGCACCGGCUACAACUACCUGGACCCCAACUACUUCCCUGCCAACAGAUGACAGCAGCCAGGGCGAAGCAGUGCAUCCAGGGCUUGGCAGCAGCCCCCAGGGCUUUCUGUGCAUGGCUCCAUCCUAAAACUCCAACGCUUAGUCUGGGCAGGUGGGGCAGCAGCCGCAGCUGUGUGGGGGGGCACAGAUGGGUGACACCGGCCUCCUCCCACCGUCCCCUUACAGACUCCCAAAAAAACACCCCAACCCCCCCUCUACUGGGCAGAAGAGUGCUGCCCGACAGGAUGGGGGGUGUACCGCACCUUGCCACGGUUGUUGUCAUCAUAAGUUAACAGGUCACUAAAACCCACACUAUUUAACGAAAGAAAAGAAAAACGGUAAAAAAAGAAUGAAUGAACCAAUAGAAGAAAAGAAAGAAGUGAAAGACACAGCCACAUUCCCCCCCCAACAAAACCUGAGACGUUAGAUCGCCACGUUCUCCCCCCACCCUCUUCCCUUGUGCUUGUUUUUCAGCUGAUGAAGUGCUGGUGAAGCUCCAUUUGGCCAAGUCUGUUUUGGGCCCAGUAGGCCACCGUACUGUACCUGUGCCGUGCCUCAGUAUGGGGGGCGGGACAGGGGGAGGGUCUUGGACUCGCUAACCAGAGUGCAAAUGGUGUAGCUAGAUGUCUGUAGUUGAAUAUUUAUAAGUGACGCUUUCUCUGUGUGAGCUCUAUCUCUUGUUAUGAGUUAGAAAAAAAAGAAAAUAAAUGAA
Clupea harengus (Atlantic herring) is the source of this 4493-nucleotide messenger RNA. It is a transcript of the gene zzz3, whose product is annotated as zinc finger, ZZ-type containing 3. Lineage: Eukaryota; Metazoa; Chordata; Actinopteri; Clupeiformes; Clupeidae. Gene Ontology annotation, molecular function: zinc ion binding. The record is from RefSeq and is a predicted model, not a curated record.